CACCUGGUGCGCACGCGCACUGGGGUAUCGCGGAGGCAGCCCGCCGGGGCGAGUGCCCGGAGAGGCGCAUGCUUGUGGGCCUGCGCGUGCACGAGCCUAGGUGCGCGUACGAUGUCCGAGGAGGUUGAUAUCGGAGAGUCGAUGAAUCGAGAUUCGAGGCCAUUAUUUCCAGAGAAGGAAACCAGUUGCUGGCAUUCUCACCACCUUUCUACCUGCCAUGAUCAAGUGCUUGUCAGUGGAAGUAAAAGCCAAAUUGCGUUCUGGUUUGGCCAUAAACUCCUUGGGCCAGUGUGUUGAGGAACUUGCCCUCAACAGUAUUGAUGCUGAAGCAAAAUGUGUGGCCAUCAGGGUGAACAUGGAAACUUUCCAAGUCCAAGUGGUAGACAAUGGAUUUGGGAUGGGGAGUGAUGAUAUAGACAAGGUGGGAAAUCGCUACUUCACGAGUAAGUGCCACUCAGUACAGGACUUGGAGAGCCCAAGGUUUUAUGGUUUCCGAGGGGAGGCCUUGGCAAGUAUAGCUGACAUGGCCAGCGCUGUGGAAAUUUCAUCCAAGACAAACGGGACAAUGAAAACAUUUGUGAAACUGUUUCAGAAUGGAAAAGCCCUGAAAGCAUGUGAAGCUGACUUGACUAGACCAAGUGCAGGGACAACAGUAACAGUAUGUAACCUAUUUUACCAGUUACCUGUACGGAGAAAAUGCCUGGACCCUAGACUGGAGUUUGAGAAGGUUAGGCAGAGGGUAGAGGCUCUCUCACUCAUGCACCCUUCCAUUUCUUUCUCUCUGAGAAACGACGGUUCUGGUUCUAUGGUUCUUCAGCUCCCAAAGACCAAAGACAUAUGUUCCCGAUUUUGUCAAAUUUAUGGAUUGGGCAAGUCCCAAAAGUUAAAAGAAAUACAUUUUAAAUACAAGGAGUUUGAGCUUAGUGGAUAUAUCAGCUCUGAAGCACACUAUAAUAAGAAUAUGCAGUUUUUGUUUGUGAACAGAAGACUAGUUUUAAGGACAAAGUUGCAUAAACUCAUCGACUUUUUAUUAAGAAAAGAAAGUAUUAUAUGCAAGCCAAAGAUUGGCUGUGCCAGUAGGCAAAUGAAUUCAAGUUCUCGGCAUCGAUCUACACCAGAACUCCAUGGGAUAUAUGUAGUCAACGUGCAGUGCCAGUUUUGUGAGUACGAUGUGUGCCUGGAGCCAGCAAAAACUCUGAUUGAGUUUCAGAACUGGGAUACUCUCCUAAUUUGUGUUCAGGAAGGAGUGAAAAUGUUUUUAAAGCAAGAGAAAUUAUUUGUGGAAUUAUCAGGCGAAGACAUUAAGGAAUUUGCUGAAGAUAAUGAUUUUAGUUUAUUUGGAAGUACUCUUCAGAAGCGUCUGUCCUCAGGUGAGAAGCCUGACCAAGACAGUUUCCAGGAAGCAUGCAGUAAUAUUUUAGAUUCCUAUGAAAUGUUUAAUUUGCAAUCAAAAGCUGUGAAAAGAAAAGCUACUAUAGAAACCAUAAACACACAGAAUUCUAGGGAUUCACAAGCUAUCAGAAAAGAGACAGAUGACUCAUCUUUGUCCACUUGUGAAUCAGAUGGCCUGGGCCACAGUAAAAUGACAGAAUUAUCUUUAUACAACACAGACAGCUCUUCCUUAGAAUCAAGAAUGUUAGAACAAGAUACAGUUGAAACAUCAGAAUUAAGAGAAAACGAGAAACAUAAAAAAGCUUGCUUGGAACGCAACUCUUUAGAAAGUCCAUGUGGAAAGAGUUCAGAAAUGUUUCUAAGCCUUUGUCAGACACAACAUUACAUCGAGGAGAGUGAAUCAGAUCUAGAAACACAGAAAGUAAGUACUACUGUUAGUGACAUGACUCCCAAUAUCCUGAAAAAUAACAAAACUCAAAAUCAACUGGAGAGACUUAAAGAUGCUACUCAAAUGGAACGCCAACAUCUGCCUUUUGGGCCAACAUCAUUGAGAGCUCAUAGUGCACAGAGAGAGAAAGAGAAGAAAAAAACAGAGCCUAGUAGUUGUGGAAGGAUAAAUACUUUUAGUUACGGAGAAGUUAAGUUAUGUUCCACUGGCUUUAUAACUCACAUUGUACAAAAUGAGCCAAUUAAAUUAACUGCAGCAGAACACUCCUUUAAAAACUAUGUCCGACCUGGUCCUGCAAAUGCCCAAGAAAUAUUUGGAAACAGAAUGGAUCACUCAAUUGAGACUCUAGACAGCAAAGAUUUAACUAGCACUUUAAGUAAAAAAUCUACUCACCUGCCUAACCAAAACUUUUGCAGAACAAACACAAGUUACGGGCUAGCAAACAGACAGACAAGUUACAAAAAUUUUGCAGUUUUUCAGAAAAGUGCUGAAGAAGCACAAACAAGUUGUUUAUUACCUGAUAUAUCUUCUUCUUUGCCUUGGCAUAGAUCUGUCUCAAAAAAUAGUAAGAAAACAGAUAAAUUGAUUACUUCUUCCAAACCCAUAGUCCGUAAAAAGCUAUGCUUGAGUUCACAACUAGGAUCUUUAGAGAGGUUUAAGAGACUAUAUGGGAAGGUUAAAAACCCUCUGGCCACAGAAAUGGAGGAAAAUAAUAGUGAAGUCACUCUCUGUCUCAGUCCUCAAGUUGAACCUGACAUUUCACUGACAGACAAGAACCCAUUAGACAACUCUAAUGUUUGUAAAAUCACCACUGUGCAGCAUAAUGAUUCAAGUAGCAGUUUUCAACCAGCAAGUCACAUCCUGUACUCAGAAAAAUUUCCCUUCAAAGAAGAGGAUUGUUUGGAACAACAGAUGCCUUGUUUGAGGGAAAGUCCUGAAACACUAACAGAGUUACUUCAUGCUAACAGAAAACCUUUGGAUGUUGAGAAGUCACCUGAGUCACUAGCCUCUAAAUUAUCCAGACUGAAGGGUUCUGAAAAAGGGCCUCAAAUAGUGGAAAUGAUGAGUCAUUUUAAUGAAUUUCCAAAUUCAGAUCCCAGUGGGAAAGACAGUGACUUAUGCAGUAGGUUAACCCUAGAUUCUUGUCAGUUAAUUAAAAAUGAGCAUGAAAAAGUAGAGAGUGGCAUCCCAGUGUCAGAUUCUGCCAUGCAGGAUAAUUCCUUCAGUAACGACAGUGAGACACAUUUUAACAGCAAUAUAGAAGAAAACCUGGUGAGACCUGAAACUCCUCUGGCGUUACCUUAUAACAAUGUCACAGUAACUAAAGAUGCAGAUAUUUUUAUGAGAGCGUCAGAGCAAUGGAUAGAAAGUCCUGAUUCUCCCUGUAGAAUGUUAAGUCCAGCAGAAAGUACCACAGUUGACCAAAAUAGAAUUUGUUCUCCCAGUAAGGAUUCUGAAACAGGAAGUUGUUCUGAAAAAGAAGAAUCAAACACCUGUUCUUCCGACUGGCAGCAGCAUUUUGAUGUAGCCCUGGGAAGGAUGGUUUAUGUCAACAAAAUGACCGGACUUAGCACUUUUGUGGCUCCUCCAAAGGAUGUUCAGACUGCUUGUACUAAAGAUCUGACAACUAUGGCUGUGGAUGUCAUCCUUGGGAACGGGUCUCAGUACAGGUGUCAUCCUUUUAGAAGUGACCUGGUUCUUCCUUUCCUUCCAAGAACUCGGGGAGAGAAGAUUUUGAUGAGACAGAAUAACACAGAUGCUGUGAAUGAAGCUGUUGUUGGUAAUGAAUCACUUCAGUCUUUGUUUUCAGAGUGGGAAAAUCCAGUAUUUGCCCGCUACCCAGAGGUUGCUGUUGACGUAAGCAGUGGCCAGGCUGAGAGCUUAGCAGUUAAAAUUCACAACAUCUUGUAUCCCUAUCGUUUCACCAAAGAAAUGAUUCACUCAAUGCAGGUUCUCCAGCAAGUGGAUAACAAGUUUAUUGCCUGUUUAAUGAGCACUAAGACUGAAGAGAAUAGCGAAGGAGGUGGAAACCUAUUAAUCUUGGUGGAUCAGCAUGCUGCCCAUGAGCGCAUUCGGUUAGAACAGUUGAUUGCUGACUCGUAUGAGAAGCAACAACCCCAAGGCUGUGGUCGGAAAAAAUUACUAUCCUCCACUAUAAUUCCUCCACUAGAGAUAACAGUGACCAAGGAACAAAGAAGACUCCUAGGGUGUUACCACAAAAAUCUGGAAGAUCUGGGCCUUGAAUUUACUUUUCCACAUACUAGUGAUUCUCUGGUCCUUGUGGGAAAAGUACCACUCUGUUUCGUAGAAAGAGAAGCCAAUGAACUUCGAAGAGGAAGAUCCACUGUUACCAAGAGUAUUGUGGAGGAAUUUAUUCGGGAACAAGUAGAGCUGCUCCAGACCACAGGAGGCAUCCAAGGGACAUUGCCGCUGACAGUCCAGAAGGUGCUGGCCUCCCAGGCCUGCCACGGGGCCAUUAAGUUUAAUGAUCACCUGAGCCCCGAGGAGAGCUAUCGCCUUAUUGAAGCUCUGUCCUGGUGCCAGCUGCCUUUCCAGUGUGCUCAUGGGAGACCAUCUAUGCUGCCGUUAGCUGACCUAGACCACUUGGAGCAUGAGAAACAGAUUAAACCUAACCUUGCUAAACUUCGCAAGAUGGCCCAGGCUUGGCGUCUCUUUGGAAAAGCAGAAGGCUGUGAUACGAAAUGGAGCCUGCAGCAAUCUGUGGCUCCUUGUGAGCCUCCAUGAAAACAGACUUACUGAUCUACAGGGAUCAGAACCAAAGGGAUUAGAGGAUGCUGACUGUGUACCACUGAGCAGAGCAUGAGCAGCAGUAGCCACAUUACCCUGGCUGAGUCAGCCCUGCCUGGAGCAGUGUCCUAAUGUCAGUCCUUCUGAAGGAGACGGUCCCUCUCCCUGAGCAGCCACGUGGAAUUGAAGGCUGAAGCCGGUUCGUUCAUUUGCAGCCAUGGCUACAGGAGAUUACUAUAAAAUAUCUGCCUUUUAUACCUUAUUUAGUGAUAACAUUUAAUGAUUAACUGUCUGAUUGAUAGUUGAAGAUUGUAAUUUUUCCAGCUUGUGAGUUUGUGAUUCUGUAAGUGACCUGAUGCUGAAUCCCAAGAACUACUGCGCUCCCUUGGCGGCCCUCGGUGUGUCUCCACCUGGCUGUCCUUUCCUUCCCUCUGCUGCCUCUGUACAUUCCUAAGGUCUUCUGUCCGAGCUUUAAGUAAAUUAUUUUAGGGAUUGAAAACUUUUGAUAAAGUGAAACACAGGCAAAGAUAAAAAAGGGGAAAUGUCCAGUUCCUGUUUAUUUUUGUUGUUAUUAGUUUUUUUGUUUUUAAAAAUUUAAGAGGCGGGGCUGGAGAUUUAGCUCAGCGGAAUAAGCGCCUGCCCUGCAAGCAGGCAGUCGUGAGUUCAAUCCCUGGUACCGAUAAAAAGGAAAAAGACAAAAAAAAAUUUAAGAGGCUAAUGUUCAUAUCCUGAAUAUCCCAAACCAGUAAACAUACAAUGAGCUUCUUUUUUAAAAAUGAUUUGUUUUAUACUUUCUGAAGUGUUUCUUUAUGUGAAAGCAUUUGUCAUAUUAAAAUGACAGUAUUUAUUCUUUCAGCCUAAUCAGAUAUGAUGUUUUACUGUUAUUUCUUUUUGGAAAUAGAAUUCUUUUGGCCCCUUUCAAAUUGUGUCUUGAUUUUAUUACAGUGUAUCUACAUAAUAGCCUUAUAAUUUGACGUGGGCCCAAGACUGAUGUUUCUAUGCCAUUCUUAAUCUGUAUCUUACCGUUUCAGAUGACUUAAUUUGUGGUUAAUAGGGUCCAACUGGGGCUGGGAAUUGAGCUCAGUGGCAUAAGCGCCUGCCUUGCAAGCACGUGGUCAUGAGUUCCAUCCUCGGUACCAGUAAAAAAAAAAAAAAGGAUCCAACUGACUAAGCAAAGAGGGGGGAACAGCUGGUAGUGUUUGUUACAAUAUAUAUUGUACAGUUAGUAAGGUGUUGCAAUGAGAAUUUCCAUUUCAGUGAUUCUUGAUCAACCUACUCAAAUAGGCCUUUAAAUGAAGUAAUUUCCCUCAUUUUUCAAUAUAGGAAACAGAUGUGUACUCAUGGAAGCAAGUCUGUUUGCCAGCAGCCCUGGACUGAGUCUAAGUAAUGAAAGCAUUGCCUUCAUGAGCAUAGGCCUCCGGCAGGUGCAGGGACGCCUUCACUUUUUUCAGGGAUCCUUAUAGAAUUAUGUAAUGGGAAUCCUGAAGAAUGGGCACUGCUAACAUGGCUUCAUCCUCCUAAAUCCAUCUGAGAGGAUCUUCAUACACUAGGAGCUGUGACUGUAGACUGGAGGGUGUUUUCAAGGGCUCUGCAAGGCUGUCAGAGGUCCUGGGGAAGCCUUGACCUUGGGACUCUCUCUUACUCUGAGGGGCCACAUGGAAGAAACGUGUCCCAGGAAUUUGAAAAGUCUUUUAGCCCAUACCAAUUUGCAGGUUUUCAAAAAGUGUUACCAUACCUCUUAUUUAGAAUGAUGGGGUGGGAUUCAAAAAAUUUUUGCUAUUUGUAAUUUCAGACUACUGCAUUUUUUUGAGAGCAGCAGAGCAUUAGAAAGAGUUCUCCCUAAAUUAUGUACCCAGUGUUCCUGCCUAGCCUGACUCAAAUAAUGUAAGAUAAUUACCGUAUUUUAAUAAUUUAUAAAUUCAGUAGCGUGCAUCAGCAUAAAACAACCUUUUGGCCAAAAAUAUCCAAUAGAUUACUUUUAUUGACAGUUAGAGCUUUCUUUUAUUCUUACAGGUGUAAGUACAAAGUACAUUUACAGUUAACAUUUACUGUUCUGUUACAUAAUAGUAAUUAUUGACACCAUUAUGGGUUUAUAUAUGAUAUUUUAAACUUUUCUUUUUUUCCCUCUCAGUACUGGGUAUUAAACCAAGGCCUUUACACUGAGCUACAUGCCCCUGUUUUUAAAAUAUUUUUAGAGAGGGUUUUGAUAAAUUGCCACCACUGGCCUCAGACUUGCUAUCCACCUGCCUCAGCCUCCUACAGUGAUGAGAUUACAGAUGGGCACCACCAUACCCAGAAACUCUAAGCUUUAUAAAAUAUUUUUUAGGUAUGCCUUAUCUUACUUGAUUUUUUUUUCUUCUUCAGUAUUGGAUGGAACCUAGGGUCUUGAAGACACUAGGUAAGGCAGUCUAACAUUGACCUACAUCUCCAGCACUGCACUUCAAUUUCCUGACAGCAAUUAGGAAAAGGUAUUAUUAUUCUUCCCAUUUUACAAAGGGGAAACUAAGCAGAAUAUUAAGUGUCUUGUUUAAGAUCAUACAGCAGGUAUGAUUGAUUCCUAGGUAUUUCAUUUUUUGGAUGGUAUUGUAAAAGGUAUUGUUUUCCUGAUUUCUCUCUCAGUGAGUUUAUUAUUUGUAUACAGGGAGGCUAUUGAUUUUUGAAUGUUGACUUUGUAACCAUCUAUGUUACUGAAUUUGCUUAUUAAGACUACAAGUCUUUUGGUAGAGCUUUUGAGGUCUUCUAAGUAGAGUAUCAUGUCAUCUGUAAAUAACAAUAGUUUACCUUCUUCCUUUCCUUUCUUUAUUCCUUUUAUUUCUUUCUCUUGUCUAAUUGGCUGCAGCUAGAGUUUCCAGGACUAUGUUGAGUAAGGGUGGUGACAGUGGACAUCCUUGUCUUGUUCCUGAUUUUAGAAUGAAAGCUUUCAGUUUUUGUCCAUUUAGUAUGACGUUAGCUGUUGGUUUGUCGUAAAUGGCUUUUAUCAGAUUGAGAUGAAGACCAUCUAUUCCAGUUUUUUGUAGGGUUUUUAUCAUGAAUUGAGUGCUGGACUUUGUCAAAAGCUUUUUCUGCAUCUAUUGAGAUGAUCAUAUAACUUUUGUCCUUGGCUCUGUUGAUAUGGUGUAUUACAUUUAUGGAUUUAUGUAUGUCGAACCAUGCCUGCAUCCCUGGGAUGAAUCCUACUUGAUCAUGGUAUAUACUCUUUGAUGAUUUGCUGCAGUCUGUUUGCCAGUAUUUUACUGAGGAUUUUUGCAUCACUGUUCAUUAGGGAGAUUGGCCUGUAGUUCUCUUUCUUAGCUGGGUCCUUCUUUGGUUUUGGUAUCAGAGUAAUGCUUGCUUCCAGGAAUGAAUUUGGAAGUAUUGCUUCCCUUUCAGUUUCAUUAAAGAGUUUGAUAGGUAGUUGUGUUGGGUCUUUACUAAAUUUCUUGUGGAAUUCAGCAGUGAUUCCUUCCGGGCCUGAGCUUUUCUUUGUUGAUAGAUUUUUAAUUAUAUCUUCAAUUUCCUUUAUUGAUACUGAAUUAUUUAGGAUUUUUAUAUCUUCUUGGUUAGGCUUUGGUAAUUCAUAUGUAUCUAGUAAUCUGUCCAUUUCUUCUUUAUUUUCCUUCUUAUUAGAAUACAGGUUUUCAAAGUAGGUAUAGGUGAUCUGGAUUUCUGCAGGGUCUCUCAUGAUUUUGCCCUUUUCAUUCCUAAUUGCAUAGACUUGAGUCUUUUCUGUCCUUUUUUUUGGAUAAGACUGGAUGAGGGUUUGUCAAUUUUAUGUAAUCGGGGCUGGGGAUUUAGCUCAGCGGCAUAAGUGCCUGCCUUGUAAGCAGGCAGUCGUGAGUUCGAUCCCUGGUACCGAUAAAAACAAAAAAAAAGACAAAAAAAAACAAGAGUAAAAAAAAAAUUUAUGUAAUCUUCCAAAAAAUCAACUCUUCAGUUCAUUGAGUCUUUGUAUUAUUUUUUUAGUCUCCAGUGUGUUUCUGCUCCAAUCCUUAUAAUCUCCUCCCAUGUACGAGCUUUUAUUUUAGCCUGCUCUUCUUUUUCUAGAGUUCAAGAGUCAACAGUAAGUUAUUUAUGUAUGCUUGCUGUUUUCCUGGUAUGAGUAUUUGCUGGUGUAAAUUUCCUUCUUAAGACUGCUUUCAUUGUGUCCCACAAGUUCCAGUAUGUUGUAUUGUCAUUAUCAAUCAAAUGUAAAAGGUGUCUAAUUUCUUCUUUAAUUUCAUCUGUGACCCAUUGAUUGUUCAGUAGGCUGCUAUUUAAUUUCUAUGUGUUUAUGCAGUUCUUGUGGUCUCCUUUGGCAUGGAUUUCCAAUUUUAUUGGUCUGAUAGUUUGCAUAGUCUGAUAGUAUGCAUCAGAUAAUUUGAAUUCCUUUGCAUUUACUUAAGCAUGUUCUAUGAGCCAGUAUAUGAUCUAUUUUGGAAAAUGUCCCAUCUGCAGCCAAGAAGAAUGUAUAUUUUGAUGUUGUGGGGUAGAACACUCUAUAGACAUUUACUAGGUACAUUUGUUCAAAAGUUUGAUUAAAUUCUAGUAUUUCAUUAUUGAUUUUUUUUAUCUAGUUGAUUUUUUUGUGACAGUAGGUAUUGAGGUCUCCUAAUUCAGUUGUAUUAGGGCUUACUUGAUUUUUCAUGUCCAUUAGUAAUUGUUUUAUAUAGCUGGGUACACUGAUAUUUGUUGCAUAUAUAUUUAUGAUUGUUAUCUCUUCCUCUUGAAUCAUUCCUUUUAGAAGGAUGCAGUGACCUUGUUUCUCUUAAUCAGUCUUUGCUUGAAAUCUACUUUGUCUUCAAAUAGAAAGGUACCUGUGCUUUUUUCCAGGUUCCUGUCAUGUGGAGUAUUGUUUUCCAUCCUUUGGCUUUCAAUGUAUGAAUUUCUUUUUGAAUUACAUGUGUUUCUUGUAUGUAGCAUAUUGUUGGAUCUUGCUUCUUGAUCCAUUCUGCCAAUCUGUGUCUAUUGACUGGUGAAUUGAGACCAUUAGCAUUGAUGGUUAUAACUGAUAGGUAUUGACUUAUCCUUGUCAUGUUAUUUUCCUGUUGUUUGCUCCCCUUUUCCUCUCUCCCUCUAAUUGUUUGCCUCCCUGGUGAAUUCCUUCUGUUGGGGUUCAUGGAGCUGUAGUCUUUAUUAUCUUUUCCUAGAAAGUCCUUCAGAACAUUUUGGAGUGCUGGUUUGGCGGUCAUAAAUUUUCUCAGAUGUUCUUUGUCAUGUAUCCUAUUUCUCAAUCAAUUUUGAAAGAUAGUUUUGUGGCAUUCAUCAAUCCGGGUUGAAAGUUGGUUUCCUAGGGGCUGGGGAUUUAGCUCAGCGGCAUAAGUGCCUGCCUUGUAAGCAGGCAGUUGUGAGUUCGAUCCCCGGUAUCCAUAAAAAAGAAAAAGACAAAAAAAAAAAAAAAAAAGAAAAAAAGAAAGUCAGUUUCCUUAGAAUGUUGAGUACUUCAAGCUCUGCUUGACAUGAGAGUUUGUGCUGAGAAGUCAGCUGUAAUUCAGAUGGGCUUUCCUUUAUAGGUGAUUUGUUUCUUUUGUCUUAACAGCUUUUAGGAUUCUAUUCUUGUGUUGAAGUUCUGGAAUCUUGACUAUGAUGUACCUGGCUGUAGAUUUUUUGAUCAUUGCUAAUUGGAGUUCUAUAUGCCUCAUUUAUCUAUAGAUCAAAUUCUUUUUCUCUACCAAGAAAGUUUUGUCAUGUGUCUGUGAACAUUUUUUUAAUGUCAUUUGUGGUAUCUCCUGCUUGUUCACUGACUCCAAUUAAUCUUAUUCUUCUUUGUCUCAUCUAGCAGCUGCUGGAUUGAUUUCUCAUGAUCCCUUGCUUUGUUUUUUUGUUUGUUUUUUGAGACAGAGUAUUGUAUGCAGUUCAGGAUAGUCUUGAGCACACUUUGUAGCCCAGGCUGGUCUCGAAUUCACAACAAUCCUCCUGCCUCAGCUUCCUGAGUGCUGGGAUUACAGGCAUGUGCCACUACACUGGGCUUCCUUGCUAUUUUUGAAAAAUUUUUCUUUUCCCAGUCGCUAACUGCAAGCCUGUCUUUAAUAUCUGAUAUCCUCUCCUCGCACUGAUCUCAUCUGCUUCAGAUAUUUUCAGUGGAGUUUUUGUUCUAGAUAUCUGCUUGAAUCUGUUCUAUGGAUUGCAUUUCUUUCCUAUGCUGCACUUCCAUAAUUUGUUUAAGAUUGUCUUGUUUUGUUUUGUUUUGUUUUUUGUCUUUUUGAGACAGGGUCUUGCUGUGAUUCAGGCUGGCCUUGGGCUCACUCUGUAACCCAGGCUGGUUUCAAACUUGCAAUAAUCCUCCUGCCUCAGCCUCCUGAGUGCUGGAAUUACAAGAGUGUGCCACCAUGCCCAGUUUAAGAUCCUCUAUUUUUUGUCUGUGUAUUCUCUACCAUCGCUAAAUGUGGUGUGUAUUUUCAUAAUCUCUGUAGCUAUAUGAUUUCUGAUUUAAUUUUUUCCAGAGCCUCAUUGAACUGCUUUGUUGUUUCCAUUUCAGAAAGACCUGGUGGGGGGCUUUCAGUUACCCCACCUCAUUGCCCCUGGAUUUGCCUUUGGUGAACUGGAUGCCUGAGGUUGCAUUUUGCUUAAGUGUCUUCACAUUUUUCUCUCUUUUUUAGUUUAAUUCCUUCGGUGAUGCUUGUAAAUUGCCUGUAGUGGGUUGCUUUAUUGGUAGUAUUUAGGACACUUAGGUGAUGCUUACUUCUCUGAGGUAUCUUCCAGGUAUAGCUGGUUUUUGGGUUUUGAGUCUGUUGGAAGAUCUUACCUCUUCAGUUUGUUGCAGAUGAGAAGUUGUUUGGCCUAGACCCGGGUUCUUUGGCAUUGUGCCACUGUAUUUUCUGUGACCCUUGGUUAAUCUCAGUCAUGGAUUAUCAGAACUAACAGCUGUUUAGAAAAAUUAUGUCACUUUUGGCUGUAGUAGUACCAACAGCAUCAAACACAGCCUAGAAAACAAACUAAGUUAACCUUUAGUUUGCAACUUUUAACCGUAUGAACUAGAUUUAUGAUUAUAUAACAAAAUGUAAAAUAAACUAGAUAAUUAUAUGCAA
Messenger RNA from Cavia porcellus (domestic guinea pig), 11571 nucleotides. RefSeq names its product mutL homolog 3 (gene Mlh3). The record is from RefSeq and is a predicted model, not a curated record. NCBI's taxonomy places the organism in Eukaryota, Metazoa, Chordata, Mammalia, Rodentia, Caviidae. Gene Ontology annotation, biological process: mismatch repair. Bases 218 to 4585 code for a protein of 1455 amino acids. Gene Ontology annotation, cellular component: mismatch repair complex. Gene Ontology annotation, molecular function: ATP-dependent DNA damage sensor activity; ATP binding; mismatched DNA binding. The transcript has 13 exons.